Messenger RNA from Puccinia graminis f. sp. tritici CRL 75-36-700-3, 1107 nucleotides. RefSeq lists its product as uncharacterized. Gene Ontology annotation, molecular function: phospholipid binding. Bases 1 to 1107 code for a protein of 368 amino acids. Gene Ontology annotation, biological process: vacuole fusion, non-autophagic. Gene Ontology annotation, cellular component: fungal-type vacuole membrane. The transcript is spliced from 4 exons. Lineage: Eukaryota; Fungi; Basidiomycota; Pucciniomycetes; Pucciniales; Pucciniaceae. The record is from RefSeq and is a predicted model, not a curated record.
AUGUUGUACUGGAUGUUUGAUGUUGCAAUUGCCAGUCCCACUGCGAAAAAAAAAAAAAAAAAAAAAACCAACCAACCAACCAACCAACAACCUGAUCAAGCAAGGAUGGGCUCAGAGUACAGUCAACAGGACUACCACUCAUUCCUAACCAAGGCUGACCUCAAGGACUCACUCAACACACUCAACAACCUACUCACCACCACCAAGACCUACAGAGUAGCACUCAUCAGCCUCGCAAACGCAACCGCCGCCUUCGCAAAAUCACUAGAAGACUGUGCCAGACUCAAAGGAACUCAGGCCAUCUUCCAAGAACAACAGCAGCAAGAACAGCUCCAAUCCACUUCAGACUCGGUCAACAGCUCCCCAUUCACCCCGCAUUCAAGCCAGCAUGAUAUUCCAUCCCAAAACUCAAACCCUGCUGAGAAACUACUGGCUGCCAGUGGACUCCAUUUCCUGACUGCCAAUCUCGAACAAGUCCUAUCGGAUACCUUCAAAAACUCAUUCGAACUGCCACUCUUGAACCUCUACGAAUCUUAUCGACAACAACUAGCCCAGCAUCAGAACCGAUAUGAGUCAUUACUAUCCAUCAAAACUAAGGCGAUCAGAGAGACCGAACUCAGGAACAUGAACCAGGGCGGGAGUAGACACUCACGCAAUACACCUCGUGAUCUCGAUAGCUUUCGUAGAGGCCUCAAAGAACUUCAGGAUCAAGUCGAACAGGUCGAGUCGCUCAAACAAUCUUACUAUCUUCAAGUCGCCAACGGUGAACGACAAGUCUGGAACAAGGUCGCUGAAAAUAUUAGCCUAGUGGUCAAAUCAGAAGUCGAAGUAUACGAUCGGAUCGCAUCCAAGCCGAUCUCAGAUCCGACCUUAGAAGCCAUGGUCACAUCGAUUCCGGACCCAUUUGAUGCAUUCAAGCCCGUGGGCACGAUGAGUCGAAGCGCGAGCGGGACCGGGCCAGAGAUCUACUCGAUCCUCGAUCCACUGAGCAGUCUGUUGCUCGGCUCACCCCAAAAGACCCGGCGCUCCCCUCGUUUCGACGAGGUCGAUAGUCUGCUUGGCGAACCUCCUCCGACUGGUCUCGACUUAUCCGACUCCGACAUUUGA